Messenger RNA from Lolium rigidum, 972 nucleotides. RefSeq names its product NDR1/HIN1-like protein 10. The transcript has a single exon. Lineage: Eukaryota; Viridiplantae; Streptophyta; Magnoliopsida; Poales; Poaceae. The coding region runs from base 55 to 762 and encodes 235 amino acids. Gene Ontology annotation, biological process: defense response to other organism. The record is from RefSeq and is a predicted model, not a curated record.
CUAGAUCAAUCAACUUCUCGAGCAAGAACCAAGGACAAAGCUUUCGUCGACGGAAUGGCCGGCUACGAGAAGCAGCAGCAGCAGCCUCAGAUGAGCGCGCCCUACUACGCCUACCCUGCCCCGCAGCAGCCGGCGUACUACGCCCCUCCGCCCCCACCCCCGGCCCCGCGCCGGAGCGGCCCCGGCUGCUUCCUCUGCUUCAUCUUCAAGAUCAUCGCCAUCGCCGUCAUCGCGCUCGGCGCCCUGACCAUCGUCCUCUGGCUCAUCCUCCGCCCGCGCGCCGUCAGGGCCACCGCCGUCUCCGCCACGCUCUCCCGCUUCGACCUCGCCGACGGGCCCUCCGCCGGCGGCCAGCUUUUGCAGUACAACCUCACCGUCGACAUCCGCGUGCGCAACCCCAACCGCCAGGGAAUCCACUACGACUACGCCGAGGCGCAGGCGUCCUACGACGGCGAGCGCUUCGGGUACGACCCCGUGGACCCCUUCUACCUCGAGAGGAAGGGCGAGCGCACCGUCACGGCCGCGUUCGGCGGGUCCUCGCUCGUCAACGACGGCGGCGCGCUGCGCUCGUACAGGAGGGAGAAGAGCGAUGGGUUCUACUCCGUCAAGGUGAGGCUCUACGCCGACCUGAGCUUCAAGGUCAGGGUCUUCAACGCGCGUCGCAAGAGCAAGAUCAGCUGCACGCUGCGGCUGCCGGUGCCCAACACGAGCGCCACGCCGGUGACCACGCAGCUGGGGACGAGGUGUUCUGUCGGCUUCUGAUCAUCUGCGCCAAUUCCAUGACCGCAGCGCGUUGCGUGUCUUCUUAGCUAGGUGAUCGAGCUUUUUUGCUUUAUUCUGCGCCUAGUAGAUUCUUUUGUUUCAGUCCAUAUAUGUAAAUAAAUCCAUGUCUCGAGUUCGUUGGUUAUUAUACUCCGAUGAUUCGAUACCUUUACAAGACCCUUUGAGGCAUUAAAUACGUGUCACGGAUUU